AUGAUGUUCUCCGUCUCCACCCUCCUCAUGGCCUCGGCCGCCUGUGCCGUUGCCCAGCAGCAGCAGGCUCCUCCUCCGCCGCCGGCCGGUGUCGAUGGUCCCCAGGACGGCCCGUUCGGCGGGCCCCACCACGGCCGCGGCCCCCACCACGGACCUCCGACCUGGCUCAUGGAAAAGGUGCUCGUCUGCCCGGCCGCCGGCGGCCUCGCCACCGUCGACCUCCCCUGCCCACCCGCCAAGCCCAAGCACAACGAAAACGACAAGCCCAAGCACCCUCACGUACGCCCCGCCGGCGCCCCUGAGUGGGACGGCACCAUCACCAUCUUCCCUUCGGGCGCACCCGAGGUCACCGUGACCGCCUCCAUCGACUGCAAGGGUUGCGCCUCCGUCACCGUCAGCAAGCCUACGAGCUGCACCAACAUGCCGCCUCGUCGUCCUCACCACGAGCGCCCGGGCUUCGGCAACCCUGGCCUGCCCGUGGUCACGGCUCCCGCCGGCGCGACCAAGACGGUUUACUUCAAGGGCCCGCCCGUCUGCAAGCCUACCCCCGCCUAA
This is a messenger RNA of Drechmeria coniospora, 555 nucleotides long. RefSeq lists its product as uncharacterized. The record is from RefSeq and is a predicted model, not a curated record. Lineage: Eukaryota; Fungi; Ascomycota; Sordariomycetes; Hypocreales; Ophiocordycipitaceae. Bases 1 to 555 code for a protein of 184 amino acids. The transcript has 2 exons.